CAGGGAAGAAAUCAGAAAAAAUUGUGGAAAACAGUAGAGAAUAAAGAAAACACACCGAGAGUGCAAACAUCUCGAAAUAAUUCAUUCGGAGGUUUUUAACGACGAGAGCGUCCGGGUGAUUGGUAUAACCUUCCAAAAUGGAUCAAGAGACCAGGAGGAAAGGGCCUCGAAGCCCCAGCGCCGACUCCGACGAUUCCUCACAUCGGAGGAGAUCCAGGAAAUAUGACCGGGACAGAUCUCCAUCCCCCAGGAGAAUGCGGUACAGGCGCUCCAGGUCCAGAGAGAGAAGAUCUGGCUCCAGGGAGAGAAGGAGAAAGGAGAGAUCUCAGGAUUGGAAUAAAACUAAUCCUCAACCGCCAGCUCCAGCCCCUACACCAACCACUGGGAACAGUGCUUAUGUGCCACCGGUUCAUAAUCAAUACCAGGCACCACCGCCUCCACCUACCCCUCAGCCACCACCGCAACCGAUUCCACCUUACAAUCCUGGCUAUGGAAAUUACAACUACAACUACGCCCCAGGAUACGAUUAUUCUUAUCAGCAGGCAGCUGGUUAUCGCAGUGACUAUCCACCACCGAAUUGGCAGGGGGGGCAGGUGGCUUACAAUAAUCAACCAGCACCGCCUCCAGCGCUGCCAGCACUCAGUGAACCCUCGAGGCCGGUUGAACCAGUGCCUUCAGGACUCACGGCACCGGUGCCCAGACCUGAUGAUGCCAAGAAAGAAGCUAUUCAAGCUGAAGUUAAGCAGCAGAGAGCGACUCUGGUGAAGCAGCGUGACGAAUACAUGAAGAAGUCGACGACACUUCAGAGAGAAUUGGAAAUUCUACGUCAGCAGUGCGAUGAAAUUGGGAAAGAGAGUGGACGUGAGAAUAAUCGAAUUGUCAAGGAGAAUCAAAAACUGCAGGUGGAGAUCCAGAAUAAAAUGAAAUCUAUUCACAACGUGAUCGAUAUGUUAACUGGCAUUAUCGGUGACAAGGCAACGGUGGAAGAUCUCAAAGCAAAAUUCAAGGAAACAUCGAAAAAACUGUCUCGUAGUCCCAGGGAGGAUUUCCCGAAGGCAAAUGCUCCGGACACACCCGAGAAAACGUCGGACAAUGAGAAAGACAUCAAGAGUGAUAGGGAUAGGAAGAUAUCGAGAAAUAUCGAGGAGGAUUCUAAACCAAUGUAUAAUUUUGUUCAUUACGAUCCUGAGAUGCACUGGUGUAAGAUCUGCGAUAUUUUUCCAAAGACAGCUAAGGAGUAUUUGAAUCAUCUCCAUUCGGCGGAGCACAAGGAAACUUGUCUGGAGCGUAAAAUCGUGGAUAUGCCAUGGCAUGAGAAGAAUGGAGAGGGAACUGAAAAGGAAGUGCCGUAUUACCCUGGGCUACCCACAAAAAGGACGCCAAUUAAAGGACUUCAAUUCUUCAGCGCUGCAACAGCCUGGUAUUGCAAACUGUGCGACUCGUGGAUUGGUGAUCUUCACUGCGCCAGUCUUCACUUGAAGUCCAAACGACACUCUGAGAAUUAUUCUCGAUUCGUCGAGCAAAGCCCUCAUUGGGAGACGGACUGGAUGGCCGAUCGUGAGAAGGCAUUUUCGGACGAGCGCCAGAAGCAGAUGCAGCUGGAGCUCCAGAAGCAAAAGGAGGAUGAGCCCCCGGCGCUGCCACCGCCAAAGUCCAAGAAAUCAAAGAAAUCGAAGAAGACAAAAAAAAAGUCGAAAAAACGAAAAACCAAGAGCAGCAACAGCGACAGUACAAGCGACACAGAGAAUACAGACACUGACUCAGAUCAAGAUAUGUCAAAGAGCAUUCGUGUGGCAAUGCGUAAUAAAAUGAAGGCAUCAACUCAGGCAAUUCUCAACGAGGAAAUUGAUUAUCACGGAAUAAAAUUAAAGGGCCACUGGAGUCACGCAAUACAGACUAAACCAGAUGCUCAUUCACAAGAGAACGACGAUCGCCAGUUGCUGAAUUCAAUUCGUGACAAAUUAAAAGCAAAGCAGGAGGAGGAGAUGAAGCAGCAGAACGAGCGACGAUCGAGCCAGGAUCAGCAGCACAAAGAGGUCGAGCCCGAGAAGACGUAUCCCACAAAGCCAGAGCCUCCCCUGGAGGCGUGGGGUCCCAAGGAGCCACCGAAGCCCUUCUGGAUAAAAAAAGACGAGGAGAAGCCCCAGCCAGCUAAAUCCCUGGACAUUCCAAAGCCCGAGGAAAUUCCCAAGCCCCACAUGGGCUUCUGGACAAAACAACAGGUGAAUAUGACGGUAAAACCCCCGGAGAAGAGUGAAAAAGAGGAGGAGCGUGAUCGUGACCGAGACAGAGAUCGCUACCGGGAUGAUCGCGAUCGAAAAUACGAGAGACGUGAUGACAAAUACCACAGCAGGUACGAUCGAUACGACAGGCGACGUGAUCGCGAUCGUGAUCGUGAUUAUUACGAUGACAGGAGGAAGGAUAGGCGUGACGAGAGCCCGAGACGAGAGAGGAAUUGGAGGGAGAGCCCAAAGCGUGGAUACGACAAGUACAAAGACAGAAGAGACGAGGAAUCAAAUGAGGAGUCAAAAUUUGAGAAGAAAACCAAUGAAUCGGCUAAACAAAAAAAAAGUUCAGCUCCAUUAAAAAAAACUUCAGCCCAACCACCUACGAAGGGAAAGCUACCCUUCAUUGGUAGACUACCCCUGUUUAAAAAAAAGAAUGAGGAAGUGAAGAGUACGGAGAGAGAUAUCGCCCCAUUGCCUUAUGUGCAGAGUAAAUUCGAGGACACCCCACAGGUGCCUUCUGAGAUAAUAAAUCCCCCUGGUGUUGUUCACAUUACAAAAUUGGCAACACCCCUUGUCUUGAAUAAUAGCAUUCCAACGAAGAGUCAGGCUAUGAAGAUUCUCGUGGCACCACCGCCCCCAGUAUUGCACCCCUCGUCAGUGCCCAAAAGUACGGGAUUAUUAGCUCACCCUGGGCCCGGUGUCACACAGGUAGUCGACAUGGAGAUUGAAGAUCAGUCCGAGGAGACCAUCAUCGAGGAGCCCAUUGUCGAGAAUUCUAAAGGAAAUUCGUCAGAAGUUAAAACUUUUGAUGUUAAUGAUGUACCGACACCUGUUGUAUUCAGUGCCACUCAGCCACCGCCAUUUAUCCCAGCAAAUCCACCCCCUUUCGUUCAGAAUGCCACGAGAUUUUCUGUGAUACCUCCAAAUGUCGAUUUUACUCAUCCUCCACCUGUCCAGACUCCCUAUCCACCUCCACAUCCUCCUGUGGCCAUGGCCGGUGUGGAGCAGGUUCAUGAAGCUGUGGAAAUACCCGAGGUGGGAAAAACUGCAGCUGAUCCCAGUCAACCGCUUCCUGAGGAUCUACAGGAGGCACUCAACAUCAUUUUUCCCAAGGACUGUGCCGAGGGCGGUGAUGAGCUGCAGGUCGAGCAUAAUGUUAUGUAUGGGUCUAUGUAUAAUAGCAUGCUGGGGUGUGUUGGGUAUGGGCCUGAGUACAUGGAUCAACCACCACCUGAAAUCACUCAAGCUGAUGUUGAGCCUGAUGGACAACCUGGACCCGAUGAUCUUAGGAUGCUGGGCAUUGACGAGGGCGAUACUAUUCUGUAAUUAAUUUUGAUUAUUCUUGAGAAUCCUCAGGGGGAUUCUAUUGUGAAAUAGGUUUUACAUGACUGGAUUUUUCAAUGGAUAUGCGAUGAAUAUUUUAUCUUGUAGAAUGAGUAUCUCUCGAAGUGGAGAUUUUAUUUGUUACAUUUUAGUGUUUACUCUGGUGGAUCACUGUAGGUAAUAAAGACGCGAUACGAGGAAUACUGUUGUAUUCUUUAUUUAAUGAUUUUAGAUAAUUCCGGUUAUAAAAUCGGUUAAUUAGGUCGCUGGUCAUCAGUGAAAAAUUUUACCAGAAUUUCCAAUUAAUUUUUUUCUGUGGAAAAUUUCGUGGGUCUUUAGUCGAAUAUCAUCUCCUGGAAAAUUCGGGUAAAAUUUUUCACCUGUGGAGUUGACGUAAUUAUGUUAUUCGAUUUCGCAUGAUUUUUAUUCUUGACGCGUUUAUUUUUUUUUUUCACAUGAGUUGCACAUUCAUAUGCUGAUUCAACAUGAUUAUUUCAAACAGGUAUGUAAAAUCGGAAUGACUCGUUUAUUUCUAGUGCAGUGGUUAGGCAGCAUCUCCACAGCUGUGGAUCAAUUAUUCGUUAAUUGAAUGUCAGUUCCUUAUUUUAUAUCACAAUGAAAGUUCGUUUGAUGUUCCAUUUAUCGAGUACUCAAUAAAAAAAAUUUCCUUAAAUAUCGCGGUAAUACGAAAUCUAUGGCACGCAUUCGUCCCCAAACGAUUAAAAAUUAAAUAAAAAUCAAUGUUUCCUGACACGUACGUAGAACGAUCAUUAACUCAUUAAUUAGAAACUU
Molecule: messenger RNA, 4343 nt
Organism: Fopius arisanus
Lineage: Eukaryota; Metazoa; Arthropoda; Insecta; Hymenoptera; Braconidae
Product: zinc finger matrin-type protein CG9776-like
Exons: 9
Coding region: 138-3554 (1138 amino acids)
Biological process (GO): positive regulation of DNA-templated transcription; negative regulation of DNA-templated transcription
Cellular component (GO): nucleoplasm
Molecular function (GO): zinc ion binding; nucleic acid binding
Source: RefSeq, a predicted model, not a curated record